Molecule: messenger RNA, 3951 nt
Organism: Penaeus indicus
Lineage: Eukaryota; Metazoa; Arthropoda; Malacostraca; Decapoda; Penaeidae
Exons: 3
Coding region: 295-3129 (944 amino acids)
Source: RefSeq, a predicted model, not a curated record
GGAAGAUGGAAACUCACCAAUCUCAAAAAAUCCCAAGCAUCUAACUUCAUUUUUUAACGCACAGCUAAUGGAACGAUGAGCAGCAUUCAUGGGCACAAAGCAGAUGGGAAUGUUAGACUUUGAGAACUGACUGGAAAUAUAAUACUCUCUUAUGGAAUUCUCAGGUUGAGCGAUGGAAUCUCUUUUAGCACAAAUAAUGUGUCAGAAGUACUCAAGGAUUACAAAAUGGGUAAAUGGAUAAGAGUAAUUAUAAUAUAAUGACAUUAAAAAUCAUAGUCACUUAAGCAGUCCACAAUGUUUGUCUUAAUGGACAAUGCAAGUACUCAUCACACAAAAGAAGAAGGAAAGAAGUCUGAAAGUAAAAUGCUGGAAAUAAGGAACAGUGAGGAAAUUAAUAGCCCUCUCUACAACAACAUCACAGAACAGAACAUUCAUCUCCGUGGAGGUCUGUCAGAGGCCAGCAGGGGAAAUAUUUUGGCCGAGGCAUAUGUCACUCCGGUGUCAUGCCCUAGCAAGGAACCUCUCCCAAGCACCUGGAUUACUUCAGUGACCAGAAAGGAUGAAGAACACAUGAAGAGAAGUGCCCCUGCUGAUCCCAUUCAAGAAAGGCUCGUGGGGAGCAUUCUUCCAUAUCCAGUGCCACCACAGAGGACAGGAGAACAUGGACAGAUUCCUUCUAUUUCCCAAGUGCCGAACAUCAGAAGACACGGACACGGGGAAGUUUACAUGGUCAUGGAUUCAAGCGUGGCAAGAGACCCUUUUAUCCCGGUGACGAGUGAUUUCAUGAAUCCCAGUGGACUUGGCAUCCAAAGAGCUGGCUAUGAAUUUCGGACGCUGGAAAGUGAGCAUGUCCCGAGUGAGAGAUUAGUCGAGUUGCAGCCAUUUCAAGAGCGACAGGUGCCAGGGGGUGCAACAGAUGUGUUGGGGAUGACUUGUAGAACUCAAGACAUGAGGCAUUUUGAAGUUGAUGAUGGAUCAAGAGGGAAUUACAUAGGGAGGGAGUUAUCUCAUGAAGGCUUUUUUAAAGUUGGACAUUUUAUGGAAAACAGAAGUGAUUUUGCCAGUGGAGUGCAUGAGGCUGAUAGAUCGGAGAAACUGAUGACGAAUGUGGGAAGUGAACCUCUUACAGAUUGGAGUGCUGACGCUAGUAUAAAUGCUGAUAUUGCUCAGAGGGCGGCAGAGUGGGAGAAGUAUAACAGAAUGACUGGUUAUGUAGUAGAUAGACGGAGUUCUGAAAAAGUGAGUGAUAGGCUGCACAUGGAGUGGAGCCAAGUAAGAGGUAAUGAGAACGUGAGUGGUGAAGAUCCAACGUACAAAUUCAGUGAAACUAAUAACAGACAGGAUAUCGGGCAUGAGGGAACUAAAGGUGGUGAAUCUCAAAUACCAGUUGACAGUGGUGUGACAAAACUUAUAAAUAGUGUAAAUAGAAAUCCGCCCAGCCAUUCAGUUGGCAUAGAAGAAGGUGCUGCUGUACUUGAGGCAAAUUCAGGUUUGAUUGUGGGGAAAGAAGAGCCUAAGGCUGUAGAAUUGGAUGCCCAGAAUACUGGCCCAAGCAGUGAUGGGGAUGAACUCUUAAAUGAUGUUGGUGCUGAUGUGACCUUUGAGGAGAGUAAGGAAUUGGAUCUAGAGAAUUUUGAAACUAAAGUAAACAACCAGUGCAAAAGCCACAAAAAAGCAAAAGGCAAUAUCUUUGUAGUAGAGACCAGAAGUAAUAUGGUGCCUGUAAAUGGUCCCUUAAUGAAGGGCCAGCGCAUGAUGCCAGGCACCUGGCGCAAGAGUAAGCGGAAAAAGAAGAACUUUUUUUAUGAAAAGCGCAAGCAGAACAGGAGGAAAGAGUGCAUGGUUCCGGGAUGUUUCCUGAGAGCAUGCAGUAACAGGUUUGUAGAAUUCCCGGAAGACUUGGAGAGGAGGAAAGAGUGGGCGGAGAUAACCAAGUUGAAUGAGAAAUUCCCUGAUGUGGAUCCUCUGGUGCCUUUGCCCAUUCGAGUGGGUCUGUGCAUGGGACACUUCCAGGAGGACGACUUCAACGUUAUACCCCGAGGAGAAGGGAAAGUUUGCUCACUGAAGGACGGAGUUGAUCCCAGCAUUUUCCCAUGGGUCGAAGAUGCUGUGUCCAUGAAAACUGGCAUGGAUAUUUUCAAGGGCAGCAAAGCUAGCCGUGAGGCGAAGCUGCUCACAAGGAUGAAGAGUGAGUUGGACAAUAUGCUUAACCCACCAAGUCAAAGUGAGUUCAUCAUUCACUCCUACCAGCCUAGAAGAAAAAACAUUGUGCCUCCUCUCAAGAUUAGCCUGAGGGCUUGUGUUGCAAGUGCCAAGAAAAAAAAGAAAAAGGCAGCUAAGGCAAAAAAGAAGCACAAUCGAGAGAGAAAGCGAGAGAAGGGCUAUGAUGUAAUUUCCAAUGAAGAUCCCCUCUAUGAUGUCAAAGUUGAGAACUUUGAGAACUUUGAAGAGGAUAUCAUAGAAAGAGAGCCUAGCAUGGAGGGCCACAGCCUGAGCUCAUCUACUGAUCAGGGAGCCCAGGCCUUCACUGGCCUAAAUCACUUUCUGGCACCCUAUUUUAAUGGUACGCCUGUCAAUGAACACCCAAGCCCUGACAUCUUAGGGUCAGUUAAUGUACACCUCAUAGCAACAUGUGUUCAGGCAGCUAUAAGUCCUAUGAUGGCAAGAUUGGAAGCUUUCCAAGAGACUGUUGAAAGCAGGAUGGAGCAGCUAGAGGGCAGAGUCAGCACACGUCUAGGAGUCUUAGAAGAAAAAGUCAGUAUUUGCCUGGAAAAACUUGGCCAGGUUGUGCCAAACACAACACAAAGAAGAAACAUGGAUGCAGAAGCUGUAGGCACUGAUGCACCUCAGGAGGACCCAAGUCCAGCUGGAACGUUUGAAAUAUCGGACUUAAAUGCCUGUGAGGGGGAAACGGCUGCUCAACCCACACUCACAGAGGAUCCCAUUCAACCACUGGGAGAUGAGGAGGCUGCUGAAGCGGAUGCAUCUCCCAUUGCCUCGGGAAGUGGAUUCACAGACUCAUCAAUUCAUCAGAUGGAGAUGGACCUGAAACCCUUUGCCAUUAGUGAGAGGGAGUAUGAGAUGAUGGAGGGAGAAGAUUUGGAAGUACAAAUGAACAAUGCACCUUGAUACUCAAAUUUGCAAGUGCAAUUUUCUUUCCUUUUAUGAAAACGAAAACUCAUUUUUGUUCAUCUUAAAAACUAGUCAUCUGUCACAACAAUGUUUGGUCAUGUGAAUAUUAUUGGAUUAUAAAUAGAAGAAAGCUAUAUUGUCAAAAAUAUAUAUAAAUUCUUUGAUACUGUUAAUCAAAAUUUACUUGCGUGUUAUUGAGCAUGUGAGUGGUUUAGUAAAUCACUGACAGAAUGAUAGAUGGAAUAAUCAAAUUUGUGAGUGAGUGAAUGAGUGAUUGAUUGAUUGGGUUGUUGGUAGGUUGGUUUAUUAAGUAAUACAUUUAGUUAGUGAAAGAGUGAUAUAGUGAGUGAAUGAGAAGAAUAUUGCAUAAAUGAGUGGGUGAGGGACUGAAUGAAUGGCUGAAUUAGUGAGUGAAUAAAUUAUUAAACAGUUGAAAGAAUGAGUGAUUGGUUACUUGUGUGGUUUUUCAAAGCAUUCAUGUGUGAUAGUGAUUAUGUAAGUAUUUUUAUGCAAAUUCUGAAUGAAAAUUCAUUUCAGGGUAUAUGAAUUUUCAGGGUAUAUUCAGCUGAGUGUAUUUAUUUUCACUAUUUUGUAAAUGUUUAUAUAUGCAUUUAUAUCAUCUCUUUUGAAUACAUGGAAGUAGCACUGUAUACUAGAAAAAAUAGGUAUAUAGUUUCUCAAUACAAAAUUUACAAUUCUGUAGUAUUUAGUUCUAGAUGAAAGAUAUUUUAUACUUCUAUUUGCUCCACAUCUGUUUAUGGCAUUGUAUGAAUAAAUGUAGAAAUGAAGGAAUAAGUAUAUAUACAAUAUUUGAAGCAU